AUGCUUGCGGGAACUGGCAGUGGCAGACAGGCUGAUGGCGCGCCGUUUGCCAAUACGGACAACAUUUCGACAUCUUGGUAUUGUUCACCCUCAAACCCCAAUGACGGAGGCAAUCCAGAGUCACCGAUACACCCCACGGCGUUGCAGUCGGCCCUUCCACCCGACCUCCGGCAAUCCACUGCACGCGACAAACACCACGAGUCUGCCCCUGUCAAUACAUUCUACAGAGCAUCAUCACUGUUUGCAGAGGAGUCCUCCCAUCGAGACUAUGCAGAAUCCGACAGAGUCCCGCUCACCGCGGGAGCGCAGCCCAUGUCAGGCGCUCUCGGCGUCGAGCUGGAAGGAUUCCGGAAAAGUGACAGUUUCCAGACUGUAUCGGACAUGGACACUGGCAUAUCGGGAGAUCACGCGGCAAAAUCACUCGGCCAUGGCCUUGAGUCUGCUGCUGGGUCUACGCGUUUACGCAGCUAUGGGAUGUCUCUGAAUCCCAACGAAUAUCAGAUCUCCCGUUCUCCCUCGGCGGCCGGAGCUCUGCAACGAGCCGGGUCCAUCGUGCGGGCCAUGUCGCAGCGUGUGGUCAAUAUCACCGGCGAGAGCGAAGUCAUGAACCAGCGAGCAUCUCGUCACGAAACGCGCUCCCCUCGGAUCUCCGAAAGCGACCGCGAUCGAAACCCUGUUUUGUCGGUGCUGGGCAAUGCUUCCUAUACGCCACAGGCGCAGCAGCCCGCCAUGGAGAAGUCCGCUGGCGUAAGUCAGUUUGACCAGCUGGUGCUCCCGAGCGGAUCACGCCCCUCUCCCUUGAAAGGCCGAACUCUUGGAAUAUUUUCUCCUCAAAGUCGUGUUCGGCUGUUCCUGUGUGAUGCUCUGGUCAAUCCCUACACUGAACCUGUCAUUCUUCUUCUCAUUGUCCUGCAGACAAUCUUGCUGGUCGUCGAGUCAGCUCCCAACGUCUUCACCGUCGGCAACGGUCGCCCUGAAAAAUGGGGCACGAAGGUGAUUGAUUGGAUCCUGCUUGGGCUAUUCAUCAUCUUCACCCUCGAGCUUGUUGCGCGCAUCAUCGUGUCGGGGUUUGUCCUCAACGCUCCCGAGUACAGCACUAUUGAUAGGAAGAAAGGAAUCCGAGCUGCCAUUACGGAUCAGUACAGGGCAAUUUUCCAGCCUGGGCCAGGGGAGUCGGUCAAGGGUGGACGACCGGCGUUCACCGCACAAUCCGCCCUAGCUCGCUCAUUCUCGACAAUUCUGCCUGGGCAGCAAGAAUUGCCAGACACGCUGGAAGAACAGCAACGAUUUCAGCUUGCCCGGCGCGCCUUCUUGAGGCACUCGUUCAACCGCCUAGAUUUUGUAGCAGUUCUCUCGUAUUGGAUUGCGUUUGCCCUGGGCAUCACUGGGCUUGAGCAUAGACAUCAUGUGUAUGUAUUCAGGAUGCUUAGCUGUCUACGCAUCCUGCGACUGUUGGCAAUCACGAACGGAACGGCGAUUAUCCUGAGGAGCCUAAAGAAAGCUGCCCCUUUACUUGUCCGAGUCGGCUUCCUCAUCGGUUUCUUCUGGUUGCUGUUUGCAAUCAUUGGGCUGCAGAGCUUCAAAUCAAGCUUAAGCCGGCAAUGCGUUUGGUUGGAUCCGUUACGCCCCAUGGAUCUCUCCGCUUCGUAUACGAACGAAAUGCAAUUUUGCGGUGGCUACCUGGAUAAUUUCACCGGUAGCACGAUGCCUUGGAUGAAAUUCGGCACCCCUGGCUCGCUGGAUGGCCUUAUCAAUGGAACAUCAGACGGCAAAGGGUUCAUAUGUCCGCGUGGCUCCAUCUGCCUCGAGCAGAAAAGUCCCUUCAACAACACGGUCAACUUUGACAACAUUUUUCAUUCCCUUGAGCUGGUGUUUGUCAUCAUGAGCGCAAACACCUUCACGGAUCUCAUGUAUUACACAAUGGGAUCGGACUACGUGCUGGCCGCUCUGUUCUUUGCGGCCGGCAUCAUGAUCAUGCUCCUUUGGCUAACAAACCUCUUGAUUGCCGUCAUCACGUCCUCCUUCCAAGUCAUCCGCGAGGAGAGCAAGUCAAGCGCCUUCACGGCGGAUCCUGAGCCGUUCGUGCAGGAUAUUCCAGAGGCACGUUCGCGCAACCCGUCGAAGCUGCAGCAGCUGUAUGACAAGACGUCGAUAUUGUGGGUGUUCGUCAUUACCUUUGGGCUGCUCUGCCAGGCCUUUCGCAGCGCCCGGAUGUCGCAGUCUCGCGAGACAUUUAUCAACAUGGCUGAAGUGACAGUCACCAUUGCCUUGGACAUAGAGAUUAUCAUUCGCAUCGCUGCCAACUGGCAUGGGUUCCACCGCAGCUGGCGCAACAUUUUUGAUCUCUUCCUGGCGCUUGUGACGACCAUCAUCCUGAUCCCACCCAUCCGAUACUCGCCGUCCUAUCCGUGGCUCACCGUUUUCCAAAUCGUCCGGGUGUACAGGGUUGUGCUGGCAAUUCCAGUCACACGAAAGCUCAUCCUCCUCGUGCUCGGGAAUGCUGCGGGUAUUGCCAACCUGAUGUUGUUCGUCUUCUUGAUGACGCUUCUCGUUGCCAUAUUUGCAGCACAGCUUUUCAGAGGCGAGAUUCCAGUUCACGAUGACAGUGGCAAGCUGAAACGCACUUCAUUCUUCACAAUUUAUAACUCAUUUCUCGGCAUGUAUCAGAUCCUUUCGAGCGAGAACUGGACUGAUAUCCUGUACACCGUCACCUCCUACACGGUGACGCUCAACACGGCAUGGAUUGGCAGCGUGUUCCUGAUCGGCUGGUUCAUACUCUCAUUCUUCAUUCUAGUGAACAUGUUCAUUGCGGUUAUCCAGGAAAACUUUGACGUCUCGGAGGACGAGAAGCGUCUGGAACAAGUGAAGACCUUCCUUCAGCGAAAGGAACUGGGCCAUACGUCGAGCAACCUGGCCCUGUCCACGAUCUUCAGCCUCGGAAGAUCCCGGCGAAAGAAGGAUCCACUCGACUAUGGCCCCGCGAUGAUGGAGAUGCUUCUCAAAGACGCCGUUGUUCGUGACUUCCUCGAUGACGACUCAACCGGACCCAUCCAAUAUCACGGAGGAAAGAGGGUUAUACCUCCAAGGAGCGCCACGGCACUGUUUGGAGCCGAUGUGAAGCCCGGGUUCUUAUCGAGAAUAUCUGGCAAGUUUGUCCACCGAAAGAGAGAGGAGCCCAACCCAUUCUACUCGAACAUCCGCUUUGACGGUCCGACCGACACCCUUGAUCCGCGUCAGAUGGCUCGCCAAGCCGUCUCGGCAACCUCUGCCCGUCGGAAAGCGCAACGAGAGUAUUUGGCUCGCCACCCGAGGUACAACCAUUCGCUGUACAUCUUCCCCCCAACCGAUCCCAUACGACGCUUAUGUCAAAGACUGGUGGGCCCUGCCAGGGGGAUCGAGAGGUUUGAUGGCGUGGAGCCCAACAAGUUUGCGUGGUAUGCGUUCUCGGCUUUCGUCUACGCCGUGGUGGUGGCCAUGGUCAUCUUGGCUUGUGUGGUCACGCCAUUAUACCAAAAAGAGUACAAGGAGGGGCACCCAGACAAUCUUUAUAACUGGUACGUCUGGACGGAUCUGGCAUUCGCUCUGGUGUUCACCAUUGAAGCGGGCAUCAAGGCGAUUGCGGAUGGGCUUAUCUGGACGCCGAAUGCAUAUCUCCGAAGUUCAUGGGGCAUCAUGGAUGGUGUUGUCCUGGUGACCCUAUGGAUCAACGUCAUCACUCUCCUCGUCAACGACGGUGCUAUAUCGCGGGCAUUAGGCGCGUUCAAAGCCCUGAGAGCCUUGCGUCUUCUCAACGUGAGCGACAGUGCCAUGGAUACCUUCCACUCCCUCAUCAUUGCCGGAUGGUGGAAGCUUUUGGGGGCGGCCUUUAUCUCGCUCUCUCUUCUGAUACCUUUCGCCAUCUACGGUCUGAAUCUGUUCAACGGGUUGAUGGUGUCGUGCAACGAUUCCAACAACAUGACUUCCCUCAACGGUUGCUUUGGGGAGUAUGGCAGCUCCCCAUUCAGCGCAGAUUGGCCAAUGUUGGCACCGCGAGUGGCGUCGAAUCCCUAUUUCAACUUUGACGAUUUUGGAUCCUCUCUCUUCACUCUGUUUCAAAUCGUGAGCCAAGAAGGGUGGAUCGAUGUGUCUUUUGCGGCUCAGGCCAUCGUGGGGCGGGGGCAACAACCUCAGGAUCUCGCCGCCCAGGGCAACGCUCUAUUUUUCGUCGCCUUCAACCUCCUCGCGACUGUCUUCAUCCUCACUCUCUUCAUCUCGGUUUUCAUGAGAAACUACACGGAACAGACAGGUGUCGCAUAUCUCACGGCUGAGCAACGGGCUUGGCUCGAGCUACGGAAACUCCUGCGUCACAUCUCGCCGUCGAAAAGCUCGUACAAUGUGAGCGAAAAGGGAUGGAAGAAGUGGUGCCACAAGCGAGCGAUUGAAAAACGAGGGAUUUGGUAUCAAUCCGUUACCGUCGUGCUGGUCCUUCACCUGCUGCUGCUGGUGGCCGAGUUUAGCUCGGAGCCUAUGUGGUGGACGCGGACGCGCGAAGUGGUCUUCCUGCUCUUCAUCCUCGUCUACCUGGCCAAUAUCGCCAUACGAAUUAGUGGCCUCGGCUGGACACGCUUUCGACGGAGCUCCUGGGAUGUCUAUUCCCUGGUCACCGUGUGCGGAGCAUUCAUCACGACAGUGGCAUUGCUGAUUGCGGACACCAGAGCGGACACGUACGUGCAGCUGCACAAGUUUUUCCUCGUCGCGAUCGUGCUGCUUGUGAUCCCGCGCAACGACGCCUUGGAUCAGCUGUUCAAGACGGCCGCAGCCAGCCUGCCGGUCAUCGGCAACUUGCUAGCGACCUGGCUAGUGCUCUUUCUCGUCUUCGCUAUCGCCCUGACGCAAGCUUUCAGCCUCACGCGGUUCGGGGGGAACGAGACGAACAAUCUCAACUUCCGCAGCGUACCCAAGGCACUCAUCCUGCUAUUUCGAAUGAGCCUCGGCGAAGGAUGGAAUCAAAUCAUGGAAGACUACGCCGGGAUUGAGCCCCCAAUGUGCGUGGACGAAGCCAUAUUUUUCUACAGCGACUGCGGCAGCAAGCCAUGGGCUCGUUUUCUCUUCGUGGCGUGGAACAUUCUGAGCAUGUACAUUUUCGUCAACCUCUUCGUGUCCCUCAUAUACGAGAGUUUCAGCUACGUCUACCAGCGAUCCAGCGGCACGUCCGCCGUGGACAGAGACGAGAUUCGCCGGUUCAAGGAGGCGUGGCGGAGCGUGGACCCGGCCGGCACGGGCUUCAUCACCAAGGAAGCGUUCCCUCGACUGCUCGGGGAACUGUCGGGCGUCUUUCAGAUGCGAAUAUAUCAACCGGAGGACUCGGUGCGGCAGAUCCUCGAAGACGUGAGGAACGACCGGCGGUCAUCGCGCCACCUGUCCGUCUCGACGGCGAGCGGAGCUGGCGAAGUUGACCUGGACAAGCUCAAUCGGCGGCUGGCGCUUUUGGAUGUCAAAAAGAUCCAGGAGCAGCGCAGGCGAUUCAAAGUCUUCUUCGGCGAGGUCUUGGUGUCGGCCGAUCCGGACAAGGGCAUCGCCUUCACCGACGUUUUGAUGAUUCUUGCGCACUACAACAUCAUCAACGACAACAAGAGUCUCAAGCUGGAGGAGUUUUUGAGGCGUCGAGCUAGACUCCAGAGGGUGGAUGAGGAGAUCCGUCGCAAGGUGGUUCAGGGGUUUUUUGACACGCUGUAUUGGUCGAGACAGUUCAAACGACAUAUGGAAGCGAAGCGAGCAUCCCAGUCUGUCGCCGACCCGAGGCUGUCGAUCCCGGAAAUCCUGAUAAACGAGGACGGGAACGAGGACGGCCGAUUUGACGGAAGCAGGUCGUUCAAGCCCGACGAGGGAUCGGUGGCUCGGUGGACGCACCUCGGCGUGGGCGAGGGCGGCGCGGGUGAGGGCGGCGCGGGUCCGGGACCGACGACGAGCCUCUCGACGGAUGUGGCACAUGCCGCUGGAUCAAGCGACCAUCCGCUCAGCAGUCCCCCGUCUUCGGGACCUGCCUUGUCGUCGCGGCAGGAGACGAAGUUGGGCUUCAGUUUCGAGCUGUACGAGCCGGAGGACCAGGGGUCGAGCUCGCGGCAAGACAGCAGCCGGACGGAGGCCAUCGUCGGCCCAACGCAAGCGGGUGACUUGCUGCUGGGCGACUCCGUGUGGGUGAGCACGCAGGACGACGCGACGCUACCGAAGUCAGAAGGGGGCACGCACCACCACAGGGACCCCGUGUGA
Molecule: messenger RNA, 6249 nt
Organism: Drechmeria coniospora
Lineage: Eukaryota; Fungi; Ascomycota; Sordariomycetes; Hypocreales; Ophiocordycipitaceae
Product: cation channel family protein
Exons: 5
Coding region: 1-6249 (2082 amino acids)
Biological process (GO): calcium ion import across plasma membrane
Cellular component (GO): membrane; voltage-gated calcium channel complex
Molecular function (GO): high voltage-gated calcium channel activity; calcium ion binding
Source: RefSeq, a predicted model, not a curated record